This is a messenger RNA of Cladocopium goreaui, 3834 nucleotides long. The record is from the annotation of a GenBank genome assembly. NCBI's taxonomy places the organism in Eukaryota, Dinophyceae, Suessiales, Symbiodiniaceae.
AUGUUACUUGUGGGAUUGUGGGGGGGACCAAGCAGCACCAGUGUGAAUCCAACACAGCUACACAAACUGCAAUCUGAAGUGUAUGGCCCAAGUCAUCGCCUUAGUCUUGUGCUGGGCCCUGCAGGGGCCUGGCUUCUGCACACAGCAACUGGGCCUUGUACAAGGGCUCCCACUACAGGCCUUGGAAAGGGGCUUGGACUUGGAAGGUCCUGCAAAAGGGCUGGCAAUGGAACCAAAAGAGGAGCCAGAGCUGACCUGGCUGCAGAAGAAAAGAAGGAGCCUGCCAAAAAGGAUGGCAAGCAUGAGCAGAAAAAUGAAUGGUGGGAGGAGGACUGGAAAAAAGGUGGUAAAAAGUGGGAUGACUGGUGGGAAGAAAAAGAGGAGCAAUGGCAAGCAUGGUCCAAAAACCAGAGGUGGGAACCAGAUGGUGAGGAUACAGAAGAGGAGGAAGUGCCUUCCAGCAGCACCCAGAAGAAAAACAAAUGUGGCUCACAGAAAGAAAGGGCCAAGAGAAGGUGGCUCAUGAAAACCUGCAAGAAUGAGAGCCAAGAGGAAAAGGAGAAGCUGGGUGCCUUGGGAGCAUGCAGGCUGAAAAGGCUCCUGGACAGGCAAGAAGACAGGAAAAACAAGCUGGAAGCAGCCCAGCUGGCACAGGCAGCAGCAGGAAAUGCUGCAGCUGCUGCCCAAGCUGCCCAGGCUGCAGCUGCAUCUGCCCAAUGGCAACAAUGGCAGAUGCAGCAGGCCCAGCUGGUGGAAGCCCAAGCCAUGUGGCACCACCAUGCCUACUACCAAGGUCAAGGUGGCCAGCCACACCAAUGGGGCUGGCACCACCAGACCAUGGAGCAGCCUGACCAGUGGCCACUGGCAGUGCUGCAGCUGGUGCUGGUGCAAAAGGAGGAGGGGGGAUCCCAGGGGCCAGCCCCAGCACAGCCUGGGAGAAAAGGCCAAGGCAAGACUGCCAGGCCAAAGAGGGCAACACACCCACCAGCUGACCUGCAUGGCAAGAGGGCUGAAGCUGCAGGGGCACUGGAUGGGAUUGAAGUGAAGGAUGAGGAGUCCUCUGAUGGCUGGCAUGAGGUGAAGCCCAAGGGAAGAAAGCAAAAGAAGUGGUUUUUUGGCCUUGAGAGAGGGCUACCCAAGAUGGCACCCAAAAAGGUCAUGAAGGUGCUGAACUUGAAGUUAAAAAGGCCUGCAAGUGCCUUAGACCAGCUGAAGAAAGAUGAAGGAGAGGGAAUGAGCUUGGAAGACAAGAUGGCUGCCUUUCAGAAGAAAGGCAACCAGGAUGUGGGGCAGUUCCUGGACACCCUGACAAAAGGUCAGAGGGAAGCACUGUGGCAGAGGUUCUCCUCUGCCAGAGCCAGCAUGAAGGACAAGGAGUGUGAUACCCUAUGGCAGGAAGUGGCCAAAGGAAAAGGCAGUGACCCAGCAAAGAAGAAGCUUUUGGGCUGCUUCUUGAAGCUGGGAGGAGACCUGAAGGGGAAAAGGGAGGUGUACCUCCAGGAGCUGGUGUCUUACACCAAAAGCUCUGGUGCCUUGGUUGCUUGUGGCUGCUCCUUCCACCUGGUAAAGAGAGGCAGCAUAGGUGUCAGAAAAGACCCUGCUGACCCUGCUGAGUGGCAGUUCACCUUGAGGAAAAUAAUCACAUGGACUGAAGAGAAAAGCCAGCAUGAACUAAAAGGUGAAGCAAAGGCCAAAGGAGAAGCCUGUCAGUGGCUGGAGCUCAAAGCCCAAGGCCUUCUGGCAGAUGGGGAAGGGCCUGCUGCAAGCUCCAAGGCUGCCAAAGCUUUGGAGGAUGUGCUGAGCAAAGACAAAAGCAAGUUGGCAAUCAUGGACAAGCAGUCUGGGCAAGCAAGUGAAGAAGAGGCAGCAGCCAGCCCUAAGAAAGAUGAGGAUGAUCAGGUGGUGGAAGCUGACCUUCUCUCUGAGAUGGGAAGCAAAGUUGCUAAGGAAGAGGCCCAAGUGAGGGUGAAGAGAAUGAUGAAGCUCCUGAAAGGAGUGAAGAAGGAGGUUGGUGCAGCAAAGGCUAAGUCUUUGGACCUGUGCCUGGCUGACCUUCAGAAGCUGGACAAGAAAGGGAAAAAGGUCAGCCUGGAAGAAGCCAAAGGGAAGCUGUUUGAUGCUGCCCUGCAGAUCAAGAAGGGCCCUUCUGUUCAACACCUUGCUUUGGCUGCUGUGAAGUCUGGUGCUGCAACAGAUGACAUCCAAGUCUUGGCCAGCCUGGGAAACUUUGGCAGGAAUGAAAACCAUGUGGCAGGACAAAUCACUUCAAGGUUUUGCAAAAAUGAUUCCUUGGACCUCCCUGUGCCUUACUGCUUUGAAGCUCCAGUCUUGAAGAAAGGCACAGACAGCUGGUACCUAGCAAAUCAGACUUUGGCAGUGUUCUUGCCCCAUGAAUGGUUCUGUUGGGUGGAACAUCAUGACAAUGUUUCUGGCUUUUCUGGGUUGCAGAGCUUUUGGGAUGAGCAUGAUGCUGCUGAUCCAAAGCUGUGCAAGAAUCCCAUGAAGGGCAGCAGGCACCUGUACCUGCCUCUGGUCAUUGAUGGGGAUGGUGGUCAAUUUCAAAAGUGGGAUUCAACCACUAUCAUCUCAAUGAGAUCACUCCUAUCAGCUGACAAUGUUGCAUCCAGCCAAAUGCUCCUAGCAGCUAUCCCCAAGGGCUGCCAGCACAAGAGUGAAAACCCAGAUGAAGACACCAUGACAGUGGUUUGGAAAGUGCUUGCUUGGUCAUUCCAGCAUCUCUAUUAUGGCAAAUUUCCAGAAUUUGACCAUUUGGGGAAACCAUGGCCUGCAAAAACAAAGAGGGCAGACCAAAGUGGCUCCCAUCUGUGGACACAGAGGGUCAGAGGCUGCUUGUUCUGUGUCACUGCAGAUGGGGAGUUCCUGCAAAAUGAACUCAAGCUGCCUGGGCACAGCCACAACUCCUGCUGCUUUUCUUGCCAAGCAAACAAGAGCGACAUACCUCACAAUGACUUUAGAGCUACAGCAAAGUGGAGAUCUACCUUGACCAAGCCUGGGACACCUCUUCCUGGUGGCCAUCCUCUUGGUGCAGUACCUGGCCUGAAUACAUUCAGUGUCCACUAUGAUACUUUGCACUGCCUGGAAGAAGGGGUGGCGGCACAUGCCCUGGCCAACACCUUCUUUGACCUAGUUGUGAGAGGCCAUGCUGGAGCUGGGACCCAGGAUCAAAACCUCCAGGCUGUCUACAGGCAGAUCAGGCAACAGUACUUGGAACAAGGCAUAGAUGCCAGCCACAGGAUUAAAAAAUUGAGCCUCACAAAUUUUUCAGCCAGGGAGAAGAAGUAUGAAAAGUUUCCUGAUUUAACAGGAUUCAAGGCAAAGCAGAUUCGCUACCUUGCGCCCGUGAUGGCAGAGAUUCUGCAGUUCUACACUGAUGAGGAUGAUGCCUAUAGCCUCCAUAGGCUCCAAUGCUUACAGAACUUGAACAGCAUGUAUGAGCUCAUGGACUGUGGCCUUCACAUGGGCAAGGAGAGCAUCUUGCAGUUCAAAAAAGUUACAGACCUGUGUCUUCUUCACUUUGCAAGGUGUGCAAAGCUGGCUAUGGAAGCUGGGUUGCUCCAAUGGAACCUGAUCCACAAGCACCACCUUGUUGCCCACAUGCCUGCUCAAGCUGCCUAUUUGAACCCAAAGCUGGUCUCAACAUACUCAGGUGAAACAAUGGUGGGAUUUAUGGCCAGCCUGGCCCAUGCCUGUCUGAAUGGAAGUCCUCCCCACUUGGUACCUGAAAAAGUCCUGUGGAGGUUCAGGUUGGGAAUGUGGCUGAAAUACAUCCAUGGAUCAGAAACUUUGGAGUCUGAGAGCAGCAGUGGUGAGUAG